Penicillium cataractarum is the source of this 2199-nucleotide messenger RNA. Its product is annotated as Het-C domain-containing protein. NCBI's taxonomy places the organism in Eukaryota, Fungi, Ascomycota, Eurotiomycetes, Eurotiales, Aspergillaceae. The record is from RefSeq and is a predicted model, not a curated record. Bases 1 to 2199 code for a protein of 732 amino acids. The transcript is spliced from 4 exons.
AUGCCCCUCCUCCGCGCGGGCUCCCCCGCCCUGCUCGUGUGCUUGCUGUUGGUGCUACUUCCACAGGUCCAUGCAUUCGGAGCUGGCAACAUCGCUUCAAUCUCGGCCAUCGAGGGCAAAAACUGGCGUCAUGGCGAUAUUGAAGAUAUGCUGAAGACGAUUACGUUCAUCGCCGGUCACAAAUGGACAUCUAUCAUGAUCAAGCGCGUAUACUUUGGAAAUUGGCUGCGCGAUUAUUCGCAGGCAAUGGAUGUCGGGACCCUGAAGAACCUCCAAGCCGAAACGAUCCGCAUCCUUGUGUGGGUCCUCUCGUUCCUGACGUUUGGGUACGCGACUGGCGAAUUUGAAGUUACCUCGGAACGAUUGGGGGUCUACCGUCCGGAAGAGCAUAUUGAUAACCCGAAAGACUACGCCGACAACGAAGAUGCGCGCCAGUUUGACAAGCGCCUGCGAGGCCCGAUCCGUCAGGUCGAGCUUGACAUCGAUCCGGAGACUGGUAUGAAGAAUUACAUCGCGAAUGAGCGUGGCGAUUGGGCGACUAGUACAGCCUUUGUCAAGUUCAGUCUCAGCCGCAGCAUUCAUUACGGGCGCAUGUACACCAAUGGUGGCGAGCACAAGGGCAAGGAAGAGGAUCUAUGCGAGGCACUUCGGUGCUUGGGACAGGGCCUCCAUACUCUCGAGGACUUUGCGGCUCACUCAAAUUACAUCGAGCUUGCAUUGCGCGAGAUGGGAUACCACAAUGUAUUCCCCCACACUGGCACGGCCACCCAGUGCAAUGUUCGGGGACAUCAGGUCUUCCCCUUGGUGACCGGAACCUUUGGUAUGGUUGAUUUCUUCCACUCCGUCCUCGGUGAGGCCACCGAUCAUUUCACGCAGUCCGAGGUCAACGAGAUGGAUAUGGCGCUUGGUGAUGCGGAGAACAAUGCCCAGGCCAGCAACUCUCUCAACUCCCUUACUGGUCUCCUAGGCAAGAUCCCCGGUACGCGAGACCUGGUUGCGGAGGCCGAGCAUCUGAAACAGCAGUCCGAGGCCCAGGAGAGAAGCAAUCGUUCUCGCGGUUCUCACACGGGAUACGUGCAGACAGACGAUUUUGGGCAAAGCCGCGCACCUGAUCCGAACCACCCUACCACUGGUGGCGCUGCACCGGGCCCUGGUCUUGAGGGCAUGCCUGAUUUCAACCCUCAGGAGACAGUGUCCAAGAUCUACCCUAUCUUGGCGUUCCGUGACAAGGUCGUGCGGAAGCUGAACGCGGUCAUCGAGAAGAUUCCAGGCUUGGAGGCCAUCAUUGAUAAAAUCACCGAGACCCUCACCGUGUUCAUCAUGUCGCUGCUGGCGCCAUUCAUCCGCCCUCUUAUCAACGCCGCCUCCAAGUCUCUCCAGAGCGGAUCGUCAGGCGUCAUUACUGCCUCUGGCAAGCACCAAUACGAGCCGUGGACAGAUCCUCACUGCACUGAUCCCACCCACUCGCUUCUCUCAAAGGACCACUUCGCCAACGUCCUGAACGAGCCAGCCGGACAGGUUGCUUCCGCCAUUCUGAAGUAUGUUGCUCCUCGCGUGCUGUAUGCCUGGCAACACAUCGACGUCCCGGAGCACGAGGUUCUCGAGGAUUGCAUGCGCAUUUUCCACCACCCCGUCCUCCGAGAUAUGCACAACGAAGCUCACCGGACGAUGUUCGAGGCUGUCGGAAACUGGGUCCACUCCCGCGAAGAUCGUGGCUCCCAUCUCAACGACAUUCUCAGUGCUGAAGGUGUCCGAACUGGUCGCAACACUGGUGGCGUCCCGCAUACCCACGGCGGUAGCCAGGGCGGAUUCGCUGCUCUGGGCGGCGCCGCCCAUGGUCAAACGCACGGUCAGAGCCAGAGCCAUGGCCAUGGCUUCUCCGUUGGUGGCAUUCAGUCAUUCUUCUCGCAGCCGCAGUCUCAGCACCAGCAACCUUCGGGAUCCCAUGGACAAAGCUCUUCUGGCCUGCCUUGGGAUAAGAUUUCCAAGUUGCCCAUCCCUGGCAUGUCCAAUCUGAACAAGCUUGAGAGCACCAUUUCUAACUUCAUUCCCGGUGGUUUGUCGCAUGGGUCGAGGAGAGAGCUUGGAGAGGAUGAUGAGGCUGGCUCUGGGAGUGGACAUGAGACUACGACAUACCAGCAGCAGCAUUCGCAGUAUCAUGGUCAACAGGGACAUGGUCAGGGCGGUCAUGGUUAUUGA